Coccinella septempunctata (seven-spotted ladybird) is the source of this 1471-nucleotide messenger RNA. RefSeq names its product doublesex- and mab-3-related transcription factor A2-like. Gene Ontology annotation, molecular function: RNA polymerase II cis-regulatory region sequence-specific DNA binding; protein binding; DNA-binding transcription factor activity, RNA polymerase II-specific. Gene Ontology annotation, biological process: regulation of transcription by RNA polymerase II; sex differentiation. The coding region runs from base 72 to 1223 and encodes 383 amino acids. The record is from RefSeq and is a predicted model, not a curated record. Gene Ontology annotation, cellular component: nucleus. NCBI's taxonomy places the organism in Eukaryota, Metazoa, Arthropoda, Insecta, Coleoptera, Coccinellidae. The transcript is spliced from 3 exons.
GUCACGCAGCUCAGAAAAGUGAGGUUACCGUUGAAAAGUUGGACUUUGCAAGUUAUGUCAUUGUGAACACCAUGAGUAUGCAAGGUAACGGCGUUGAUAUGUCCGCGCUCAUGUCGCAACACCCUGUGCUUGGUGCCAUACCGCCCGCGUUCUUUCUGAGGGCCUCAGAAAGGUAUCAGAGAACUCCGAAAUGUGCCAGAUGUAGGAAUCACGGUGUAGUGUCCGCCCUGAAGGGGCACAAACGUUACUGCCGAUGGAGGGACUGCAACUGUCCGAAAUGCACGCUGAUUGCCGAGAGGCAGAGGGUCAUGGCUGCCCAAGUGGCGCUGAGGAGGCAGCAAGCUCAGGAGGAGAACGAGGCAAGGGAGCUGGGGAUCCUGUUUCCAACCCCAAAUCCGGCAGUCGGUGAGCAACCAAUUCCCACGACUCCGAACAUUCAGCCGUCGAACUCAGAGGUUAAUCUGCCUCCUCUGAUGCAGAGGAGUCCUUUCGUCGGUGCUGAAGCCUCAGAAAGAACUGUUUCACCUGGAAACAAAAGACCAAGGAUCAACAUCGAAGAAUCCCGCACAGAAUCAGAUUCCGACCAAGAGGAGGCCAAGAGGAGCCGCCACUCAUCUCCAAACCCACCCCAAACACACCCUACGACGCAGACUCCCUCCCCCACUCCUGCGGCUAGUCCAGAUCCGGACCUGGACGUCGGUGAGGACACCCAGGGCGAAGCUCCGGAAAACUUGUCACUGAAGAAGUCUCCCAGUCCCGAAACGUCGCCACCGCCGACGAUGAGCUUUCCUCAGUAUCCCCCUUUCAAUCCUUUCCACCAGUUUCCGUCGCAGUUCGUCGGACACAGAUCUCCCAUCGAUGUGCUGCUCAGAGUUUUCCCGAACAGGAGAAGAGCGGACAUAGAGGCGGCCCUGCAAAGAUCCAAGGGCGACGUUCUUCAGGCCAUGGAGUUCAUGGUGACCGGCGGCACGGAAGACAUCUCGACGCCUUCCGCCUUCUCCCCCUUGGGACCCCCGCCCAACUUCCACAGGUUCAGCCCCUCCAGGAGAUUUCUAUCUGCACCCUACGCUGGCACGGGUUAUCUUCCGACGGUCAUCAGACCACCUCCAGAGUACGCCCUACCCCUCGUGGGAGCCGUGCACGACAUGUACAAUAGCGAAAAAAUGACCGCUUCCUCGCCGGGUUCGAACACGGGCUCGGACAAGACGUCCUAUUCGGAGUGAACGAGCAGGUACGUUGCCAGGAGUUCUGAAUGCUAGUCAGGAAGGAUGCAAACUGAUGAGUGAUAGGGGUAGGUUCUGGGCAUCUUCACGACGUUGUCGAUCCUUCGAUCUGGAUCUGAGUUUCUCGAGUCGAAUAUUCUACGGUUGGUGGAAGGGUUUGAAAGAACCAACUGCAUAGAUGAAUUACCAGAUUUUCGUGGUUCCUAUGUUCGUGAUUCCAACAGAAAUCGCGCGUUUAUCGCUGAGGA